CUGAGGAGAACACCGCCCGGGGGGGCAAGCCCUGAGGAAAGGAGAAACGUGACGGGAUUCAGGACUCGUACUGCUCCUCUCACGGAACCGGGGGCUCCAGCCCGGUUCUGUCCCUGCCGCCCUCGGAGGGCCGCUGAGUGUGAAUUGGACCCCGCGCCUUGGGCGCGGACAGCCUGACGGGGGAUCGGGGCUCCUCGGCCGGCCUGAGAGGAGAAGCGGGGUGGAGGCCAGCGGCGGGUCACUGCGUAGCUCGAGGCAGAGCUGCAGGCGCGACCCUGCUCCUCAGCUCCGGCCUUAAAAUGGCUGGCUCUGCCACCAUUCCCAGCCCCAUGCAGACACUCCAGGAGGAGGCGGUGUGCGCCAUCUGCCUCGAUUACUUCACGGACCCCGUGUCCAUCGGCUGCGGGCACAACUUCUGCCGCGAGUGUGUGACCCAGCUGUGGGGCGGGGACGACGAGGAGCGGGAGGAGGGAGAGUGGGGGGAGGAGGACGAGGACGAGGAGGCGGCGCGGGGUGCCAUCGGCGGAUGGGACAACUCCAUUCGAGAGGUCCUGUACCGGGGGAACGCUGAAGACUUGUUCCGGGACUACGACGACGACGGGCUCUGGUUUGGUGAUGGUGGCGUGAGGAACUGGGACCUGAACUACGGGAGACACCGGGAGGAAGAGGAGGACGAUGGGGACUAUUACCUGGAAGGAGGGUUGAGGCAUGACCUGAGAAUUGCCGUCUAUCCCGAUGACGCGGCCCCGCGACGGGACGAUGGCCGCGAGGACGAGGAGCUGUACCCCGACCGCCGCCCCGCCUCCCCCCCGCGCCCCCCGCAGUUCUCCUGCCCCCAGUGCCGAAGGACCUUCACGCAUCGCAGCUUCCGCCCCAACCUGCAGCUGGCCAACAUGGUCCAGGUCAUUCGCCAGAUGUGUCCCACUAAUUACGGAGGAGGCUGGGGGAACGAGCAGGCCAUCUGCUACAAACACCAGGAAGCCCUGAAGCUCUUCUGCGAGGUGGACAAAGAGGCCAUCUGCGUGGUGUGCCGAGAAUCCAGGAGCCACAAACAGCACAGCGUGGUGCCACUGGAGGAGGUGGAGCAGAACAAGGAGAAAAAAAUGGAGAAACCUGUGAUACUUUGCAUUCCAAGUGCUACUACAACUUUGAGAGGAAAUCAAAGAAUUCCAGGAUUUCAUCUACUUCUGCAGUCUGAACUCUGAACCGAUGACUGAAUAUAUCAAACUUCAGAAUUUAAGAACCAUCAGCUCACCCUUUGCUGCUAUUAGUUGAGAUUAAUUUAUUGACGAAGAAAACUGUGCUUUGCUUACAUUCAAAAUAAGACUUUCAAAACAGAUAUGCUGUUUUCACAGGCCUCCUACUUGACCACUAAAUACAAUUUUGAGGAGAGGUGUGUUUUUGAGACAGUCUCACUGUGUAACCCAGGCUUACCCCGAACUCACAGCAAUCCUACUGCCUCAGCCUCCUGAGUGCUAGGAUUGUGGGUGUGCACCACCAUGCCUGGCUUAAAGACAGUAUUUUUUGAAUAUGUAUCAAAUGAACUGAUUUUGAAGAAACUGUGCAGUAGUCUAUGUUGAUGGUGCUACAGCAAUGUCAUGUUGGAAUUUCGGCAAAAAUUGAAGAAGAAAACUAGUGUUCAAGAUGUACUGUGGCAUUAAGCAUCAACUUUCAUCAAUUAUCUGCCCAUAAUAUACUAGAAAUCUUCAGCUUUGUGGUCACCAUAGACCACUGUGAAAGACAGUAUAUUCCAUCCCAGUUUGCUUUUGAAGAUCUGAACGCCAUUCAGUGUUUUCUGUUACAUAUUCAAGUUCCUUAGUUGUCAAAGAGAACAGUAUUCAGCUGAUUUAUGAACAGAUCAACCUCAACCUUGGAACACCAGUGAAGAAUAUAUACUUUAAUAUUUCAGGAAUUCAAUUUUCAGCAUAGUUAUAACACACUGAUACUUAAAAUACAGUGACUUUGAAAUGUCAGUAGGCAAACACCAACAUUGCUUAUUCUGAAUUAUUUCAAGCAAAACUUGCCAAAAAAAGUAUGUGUGCAUACUUAAGCAAAGUUACAGUAAAAAAAUGUCUAAUUUCUUGGACAGAGACCAAAUUCGUAAGUGUUAUUUCAAGGAAAAAAAAUUCAGAAUAACUGGGUGAUGGCAGUUUUGGGAGAAAUGUUUCACAGUGAUGUUCGAUCCUCAUUCAAAGAGCUUCAAGAGAAGUUUGGAUUUUUUUAGCUAGAAACUUCCAGACAAAUACUGUAAAGAAACUAGGGUGUAAAAUGUCUGAACAGAUGAGAAGGCUUUAUUACAUUCAUUAUUCCAUUUUCUCUUUGCAUCUGAAAAGCUUUGUUUUUUUCUUUUGGUGUUUCUAACCAGUGUAAAAGUGUUGUUGAAAGCAAUUUUUAUUUUGUUGUAUCUGUUACACCACUGAGGAAAGAUAAGUUUAGGCUUAACAGUGACAUACUCAAGUUCAUAAGUUCGUAACAUCUGAAUAAA
This is a messenger RNA of Castor canadensis (American beaver), 2485 nucleotides long. RefSeq names its product tripartite motif containing 52 (gene Trim52). Gene Ontology annotation, molecular function: zinc ion binding. The record is from RefSeq and is a predicted model, not a curated record. NCBI's taxonomy places the organism in Eukaryota, Metazoa, Chordata, Mammalia, Rodentia, Castoridae.